This is a messenger RNA of Dictyostelium purpureum, 213 nucleotides long. RefSeq lists its product as uncharacterized. Lineage: Eukaryota; Evosea; Eumycetozoa; Dictyosteliales; Dictyosteliaceae. The coding region runs from base 1 to 213 and encodes 70 amino acids. The transcript has a single exon. The record is from RefSeq and is a predicted model, not a curated record.
AUGACAGGAAUUAACGAUAUCAUAAAUAAACACUAUAAAGAAUAUAUCGAAAGAAAUCCCAAUGUUCAACACGAACAAACACCAAAUGUCCAUCAAGAUCCAUUCAGAGGCCAUGCAUGCGACCACGACAAAAUGAUGGAACAAAGAAAUAAAAGAGUUCAAGAUAAUAUUAAAAAACAAAAAGAAUUAGAACAAGAAAACAACCACAAAUAA